Messenger RNA from Physcomitrium patens, 1950 nucleotides. RefSeq lists its product as uncharacterized. Gene Ontology annotation, cellular component: chloroplast. Lineage: Eukaryota; Viridiplantae; Streptophyta; Bryopsida; Funariales; Funariaceae. The record is from RefSeq and is a predicted model, not a curated record.
CUCGGUUGACUCGGGCAAUAGUUGCGUCACAAAAAAUUCUUGCAAUGACUAUGAUUGCGAUUGCCACCCAAUUUUACAUAUUCGUUUUAGUUCCUCUAUCCACGAGUGCAGUUCUCCAGCAUAACAGUAGCCGUUGUGUGCCGUUCGAUGGACUAAGAAAGUUGGAUUGCGGAUAGGUCGGUUGCUUUCUGCUUUUGUGAUCCCCGGACAAAUACUUUCCUUGGCUUCUAGAUAGUGCUGCGCAGAUUGAGCUGCGGAAGUUCAAUCGCGGAAUCUUCUGGAGCUGUCAAUCCAAUCGGGCUAUCAAUUCAUGCCAACACAAAUCAGAUGUUCCUUCCUGUCUGAGCUGAGCUGGUUACGGUGGGGACUUUCGAAAACACCUCUGGCGCAAAUUCGGAUGCUGUCCGAUAUCUGCCACACAGGAGCCGCUCCUAAAAAGUUGCCCGUAUCACUCUUUGGAUAUUGUCUCAUAAGCGUUAUGAGAGGUUGUGAAGCAUUCAAAUUUAGGCCUCCACUAUUUGCGGGCGGUUUUGAUUGCUUGUGUUGAGAUUAGAGGUUGCGGAGGAGUGGCGAGCCUUGGAAGAGUUCGGAGAUUAGAGAAGCACAUUUGCGUUUUGGGGUUGUGGGAGCUGUAGGAGUAUAUUUGAGUUGUUGGAGUUGUGGGAGAGGCUGUUAGAGGGCCGUAGUGGAGGAGCUUGUAUGGCAGCGACCAUGGGAGUUGGACCCCUUGGGGCUCUUACCGCGAUCCCAGCUACAAGUUCUCUACUAGAAAGAAACAUUGGAGCUAACAAACCGGCCCGCACGACGACUUCGUUGAAGACAUUGUGCCAUGGAUUCACUCUGCCUUUGCCCAAGUCUUCCCAACGCUUGAGAUCUGCAGCUUCAUUUAGAGUCCGAGCAGACACUAGCGACCGAGGUCCUGAGGAUGGUGCCACUACAUCUGUUGUUGAUAAAACAGCUGAAAAGACUGAAGUGGACAGACUUAUGGACGGACUUUCCUUUGGCCAGCUAUGUGACGAGUUUGAGUGCAUUAGCAGUCCGGCUGUAGAAAGAACGGCACGGCAGCUUGUGAAGGACAUCAUAGACCUUCGAGAGGGCGAGAGAUCAUUGUCAAAUUUCGGAGUUAAUGUUGAAUAUAAGGAUCCACUUCGAUCAUUUAAAGGGCGGGACAAGUACAAAGGCGCAAACUGGAUCAAGACUGCCUUGGAGAAGCCCACAGUGGCAGUGCGUGAGAUGAAGAUGAUAUCCACAAGCGUACUGAAGAUCAAGUGGACCGUCACUGGGACGCCGAAGCUUCCGCCAGCAUCUGCAUUGGGUGGUAGGGUCGUGCUAGCUGUGAGCUCAACCUUCACUAUGAACCAGAUCAGUGGCCAGGUUACUUUGCAUGAAGACGAGUGGGACUUGUCAGCCUCAGAUCCAGCCGCACAGGCCUACUUCUGGACCGCAAGAUUGGCCUUCUCAGCUGUGGAGGGAGGAAAGAACUUUGCAUCUGGUGUGCAAGGAAUAGCGAAGCAACUAGAUAAAGGCCAAGAAAACAACAGUAACUCAAUCUAUCCGGACCCAUCCGGUGAUCCAAGAAAAUUUUUCCAAAUGGAAGAUAACCCGCAGAAGGAUCUUUACCAGGUUGGUUUGGUGGUCGCGCUGCUCUACUUGUUGGUACAAUUUCUGAAGUUAACCCUCUGAACGUUAGCAUGUAUUUUCGAAACCCUAACCAUGUACUUCAGCCAAAUUGCAAGGUAUGCAGAGUGUAGAUAGGGAGUAGUACGACCUGUCACAGCUACAGAGCCCUACUCCUGUGGCGGAUGGAUUCGAAGGCAAGUUUGUAGGUCGAUUAAAUUUGGCCCUUAUCAAUACUUUCAUAGGCAGUAGAGUAUUUUCGUGUAAACGUUUUUAUCAUGAAAAAAAUUUGCAUUAGCGGUGCCAUCUUAUCUUUAGACGCAGCAUCAACUA